Molecule: messenger RNA, 1944 nt
Organism: Trichoderma harzianum CBS 226.95
Lineage: Eukaryota; Fungi; Ascomycota; Sordariomycetes; Hypocreales; Hypocreaceae
Exons: 2
Coding region: 1-1944 (647 amino acids)
Biological process (GO): methionyl-tRNA aminoacylation
Cellular component (GO): aminoacyl-tRNA synthetase multienzyme complex; cytosol
Molecular function (GO): ATP binding; methionine-tRNA ligase activity
Source: RefSeq, a predicted model, not a curated record
AUGGCGGUUGAAAAUCCCAUCUUGCCCGUCAAGGGCAAGAAGAACGUCCUGAUUACCAGCGCUCUUCCCUACGUCAACAACGUUCCUCAUCUUGGAAACGUCGUCGGCAGUGUUCUCAGUGCCGACGUCUACUCUCGCUUCAGCAAGCUUCGCGACCGGCCGACGCUGUACAUCUGCGGUACAGACGAGUACGGCACUGCCACUGAGACCAAGGCCCUCGAGACGGGCCAGACCCCCAAGGAGCUCUGCGACGAGUUCCACGUCAAGCACAAGGAGAUUUAUGAUUGGUUCGAGAUUGGCUUCGACUACUUUGGCCGAACCUCGACCCAGAAGCAGACGGAGAUUGUGCAGGACAUCUUCCUCAAGCUGCACGAGAACGACUUCCUCGAGGAGCGGACGACAAAACAGCCUUACUGUGAGAAGCACGAUUCCUUCUUGGCGGAUCGAUUCGUCGAGGGAACGUGCCCCAAGUGCAACUACGACGAUGCCCGAGGUGACCAGUGCGACAAGUGCGGCAGCCUGCUGGAUCCGUUUGAGCUCAUCAACCCACGAUGCAAGGUCGACGGCGCUACUCCCGUCCCCCGCGACACGACACAUGUCUUUAUUCGCCUGGAGAAGCUGCAGCCCGAGAUUGACAAGUGGUUCCAGGACGCUCACAAGAAGUAUGGAUGGCCUCAGAACGGCAUUUCCAUCACCCAGUCGUGGUUGACAAAGGGCCUGGAACCCCGCAGUAUCACCAGAGAUCUGAAGUGGGGUGUGCCGGUUCCCCUGCCUGGCUACGAGAAGAAGGUCAUUUACGUGUGGUUUGAUGCCUGCAUCGGCUACCCUUCCAUUACGGCCAACUAUACCGACAAGUGGGAGCAGUGGUGGAAGAAUCCCGAUGAUGUUACCCUCUAUCAGUUCAUGGGCAAAGACAAUGUGCCUUUCCACACAGUCAUCUUCCCUGGAUCCGAGAUUGGUACCGGAUACAAAUGGACCCUACUUAACCACCUCUCCACUACUGAGUACUUGAACUACGAGAACGGCAAGUUUUCCAAGUCAAGAGGCAUUGGUGUUUUCGGCAACCAGGCCAGAGAAGUUGGCCUUUCGCCGUCAGUUUGGCGGUACUACCUGCUCUCGAACCGACCUGAAACUAGCGAUACUCAGUUCGAGUGGCAGGCAUUCCAGCUGGCCAACAACAGCGAGCUGCUCGCCAACUUUGGCAACUUUGUCAACCGAAUCGUCAAGUUUGUCAAUGCCAAGCUGGACGGUAUUGUCCCCGAGUUUAACCCUUCUUACAAGGACGACACCUUUGACUUCCCCGCCUGGACCGAGACGGUCAACGGGCUGUUGAAGGAGUAUGUCGACCUCUUGGAGAAGGUGCACAUCCGUGCUGGUGUCAAGGCCUUUAUGGAGAUUAGCAGAGAAGGCAACAACCUUCUUCAGGGCCGAUUGGAUAAUGCCAACUUGGCCGAGAACCCCGAGCGAACUCACACCACCAUUGGUCUCGCUCUCAACCUUUGCCACCUUUUGGCCUCUGUGGUUUCGCCGUAUAUGCCCUCUACGAGUGAAUCCAUCUGCCAGCAGCUCAACACCAAGCUGGCGUUCAUCCCCGACACCUGGGAGCCCACCGCCAUCAAGGCCGGCCACAAGAUUGGCAAGGCCGCCUAUCUCUUCACCAGGAUAGACGACAAGAAGAUUGAGGAGUGGAAGGAGAAGUUUGGCGGCUCUGCCGAGACCCGCGCCGCUGAGGAGGCUGCCAAGAAGAAGAAGCAAGAGGACAAGGAGAAGAAGAAGGCCAAGAAGGCCGCCAAGGCUGCCGAAGCUGCUAAGGCCGCUGAUGCUGCCAAGGUGGAUGCCAAGGCUCAGGACGAGACCUCUGCCGCUGGAGGUAUGACGGCGACGUCUGCUGAAGUCAGCAAGGACUUGCCGAUCCGUGAGAAGAAGGUUGUAGACCAGAAUUAG